Molecule: messenger RNA, 921 nt
Organism: Aaosphaeria arxii CBS 175.79
Lineage: Eukaryota; Fungi; Ascomycota; Dothideomycetes; Pleosporales
Exons: 2
Coding region: 1-921 (306 amino acids)
Source: RefSeq, a predicted model, not a curated record
AUGGUGGAUCCGCUUAUGAAACCCUACUCUGAUUCCUCCUCUGAUUCCUCAUCUGAUUCCUACUCUGAUGAAGUGGGUGUCGUGCUACGGCCAAUAAAGCGAGCUCGCUUUCCAGUUCGUCUAAAGUAUGGUACCAGCACAGAGAAGACUGAGAGAUCGGAUACAUCCGUUGAACAGCAUAGUCGGUCCCGUGCUACAGUGAUGGAGACGCUGGGAUUAGUUGCAGCUAUUGAUCGUUACAAUCGAAACAUGCGAGGCCACUUGAAAGACCUCGGUACCGCCAAAAGUGGACUUGCAACCAGCGAGCGACAUGUUUCAACCUUCACGCAUGAUUUAGAAAUCGAUUUCGUGUUUGAGGAGCGCGACAUGAGCGAGCGAGAAGAGGUGAAACGGAAACUGAGUAUUCAAUUGGGAUUGAUCGAGAGGCAUAAGAAAGAGGUCUUGAGAGUGACGACGGCGAUAGAGAAGCUCACUCUCAACUUUCAAGGUCUGGCCGACUAUCCUGUAGAUUCCGCUUCUUCAGAAGAUGCAGAGGAGUCAGAGGAAGAGAAGUCACAAAGCGAGUCACUCGAAGAGAAACUGCUCAAAGAUGAGUCACAAGAAGAACAUAAGGCGUCUAUCACUGCAGAUUCGAAAUGCAAGUAUAUCGACAGUUUUCAACAGACGCUAGAGCAUUACGCCGACACCGAGGAAUCGAGACUGAAGAUGGACGCGCUUCAAGAAGCUAUGUUAGAGCGACUUUUAGCUGCAAGUGAGCUGAUACAGCAGCGCGACAUUGAGCUCGCAUCAUCGAAGAAAGAGAUCAAUGCGCUCAGGAAAGACGUGGAACAGCAGAAGAAGAAAGCAAAAGAUGCCGUGGCUGCUCUCGAUCACAUCAAAGGAGCAGCAAUGGAUGCUGCAAACAUACUGCUGAAGGAAUAA